AUGGAGUACAUAUCAACCCAAGGGAGUGACUACAUCCUCGCCCCUGAGACAGCCCUCAGGAUACUCAGGACACAGUCUGUCGGGAUCAUCAUUCCAGUUGUUGUUUUUCUGUUUGGAGGGUUGGUAUUCUGGCAAAGAAAAUAUACAGCUCAACAACUACCGAAGCAACAUGAACGGGAAGAGACUCCUUCCAACCCUGGUACCACGGAUCUUCGACGGAAUGAGGUCCUCAAGCUCUCGAUGAUGGCAAAAGCACUGCGUGACUGCGAGGAAGAUGUCGUGAGGACGAUGUUGCAGGAAAUAAAUAUGUUGUCGGACUCGGCGAUUGAAGACGCCAUUGAAUUGCUGUUUACCGAUAUCAUUCCUGAUACUGAUUUUGAAUCAUUUCCGGACUUUAUGGGCAACAUUACUUGA
This is a messenger RNA of Aspergillus ruber CBS 135680, 414 nucleotides long. RefSeq lists its product as uncharacterized. NCBI's taxonomy places the organism in Eukaryota, Fungi, Ascomycota, Eurotiomycetes, Eurotiales, Aspergillaceae. The record is from RefSeq and is a predicted model, not a curated record. The transcript has 2 exons. Bases 1 to 414 code for a protein of 137 amino acids.